AUGCCAUCCCAAAGCAAGAAGACGAAGCCGACACCGGCCCCGCCAUCCCUUCUCGACCACGACACAUUGAGCACCGUCGCCCGUUCCGGGUCGCCACCGAGGUCUACAAAGAAAAACAAGAACCGGAAGGGGGGCCACGGCAAGAAGAACGGUGGCCCCAGGACUUCGGAUGUUGGGUUCGAGGUGGCUCACAUGGGGGGCCAGUUCGAUGACUGA
Molecule: messenger RNA, 216 nt
Organism: Colletotrichum destructivum
Lineage: Eukaryota; Fungi; Ascomycota; Sordariomycetes; Glomerellales; Glomerellaceae
Exons: 2
Coding region: 1-216 (71 amino acids)
Source: RefSeq, a predicted model, not a curated record